Phragmites australis (common reed) is the source of this 309-nucleotide messenger RNA. Its product is annotated as ATP-dependent RNA helicase DBP3-like. The coding region runs from base 1 to 309 and encodes 102 amino acids. The transcript has 2 exons. The record is from RefSeq and is a predicted model, not a curated record. Lineage: Eukaryota; Viridiplantae; Streptophyta; Magnoliopsida; Poales; Poaceae.
AUGGAAGCAGAAGAUGUAACUCACCACGAGCAGCCAAAGGAGGAGGACAAGGAUCAUGCUGAAGAGGCAAAACCGGCAAAGGAGAAGAAAGAGAAGAAGCAUAAGAAGGAGAAGAAAGAGAAGAACAAGGAGAAGGAGAAGGUUGGGGAGAUCACCGAUGCUACCAAGCUGAGAGCGAAGCUGGAGAAGAUGGAUGCAAAGAUCGACGACCUGAAGGCAAAGAAGCAGGAGAUUGUUGCUCGACUCCUCGAGCUCGAGGGGACGGCGCCAGCCAAUGAAGCAGCUGCACUGCCGGCGACAAGCGGGUGA